AUGGAAGAAGAACUGCGUCGUUUGAAUGAAAAAUGGACCACCGAGGUCCUCGAUCCACGCACGUUGGCACUUGCCCAGCACUCGGCGAGAGAGAAGCACAAAGCCAAGCAAAGCGAGCAGACGCACCAGGCGCUGCAGCAGAUGCUGCUCCAGCAGCAGUUGGUCUUUGCGACUUUACAGUCGGCAAUGGCGCGGGCUCCUCUGCACUCGAGUGGUCAAGCUAUCUUUGAGGCCCUCCACUUUAACACUCACCUCAACCGCAAUCCCAACGAGAGGGAACAGGUGCUUCUGGCUCAUCACCAGCGGUCGAUUGCGGCGCUGCCGUCGAUCGUUGAGAAACUGACGCAGAUGGCAAUAAACAAGGUCGUUGCAAGCCAGAAGGAGGACAAGCAGAUGGAACAGGGGAUGCCGCUGUCGCAGAUUGACGUGACAGGGUGCAGGGAUUCCACUCUUAUAUCGAGCGUCUUUAUCACCAAGAUCCCACACACGUCCCUCGAGGAAGUGUAUGCGGCAGUUAUGGCCUACUUUGACGGCAUCCCGACCUCCAUGAAGCGUCAUUUUAAUGUGAACGCCGAGCGUGUCCGACUGAACAGUGAGGACUCACCCGUGGUGUACCGUCGCUCGACGUUCCAAGGAGCAGGGCUCCCUGCCAUUGUGAACAAUGUCAUCUGCUCGGAGCUGACGUCUUCACAUGGGAUGGUGCACAUUGACGCAAUCGUUGACGACCCGCUGCAUCCGGUUCACAAGAGUUUGUCGUCCCAGUAUGGAAUUGGUGCACUCACUGUCACACCUCAACAGGAUGCGGUGCCUGGACAGCCGACGUCGGUGACGUUACGGUGGGUUGUUGUUUACCACUACAACAUGCUGCCAGAUGACUUGGCCCUCAAGAAGGACCUGGAGAUUAUCCGACCUCUUCUAAACGGAGACCUACUCACAGCGACCGUGUGCGACUACAUUCAACAACACCAGCAGCAGCUGCUAGGUCCUACCAACUAG
Messenger RNA from Peronospora matthiolae, 996 nucleotides. The record is from the annotation of a GenBank genome assembly. Lineage: Eukaryota; Oomycota; Peronosporomycetes; Peronosporales; Peronosporaceae.